Messenger RNA from Juglans regia (Persian walnut), 3512 nucleotides. RefSeq names its product CWF19-like protein 2. The record is from RefSeq and is a predicted model, not a curated record. Gene Ontology annotation, cellular component: post-mRNA release spliceosomal complex. The transcript is spliced from 14 exons. Gene Ontology annotation, biological process: mRNA splicing, via spliceosome. The coding region runs from base 905 to 3217 and encodes 770 amino acids. NCBI's taxonomy places the organism in Eukaryota, Viridiplantae, Streptophyta, Magnoliopsida, Fagales, Juglandaceae.
CGUUUCACACAGCCACCACUUCAGAUCCAUUCCCAUUUCCCACGCCUCCCUCUCUCUCCUCUGUUUCUUCUCUCGGUCUCUCUCCAUUUUUUUUCUUUUUUCUUUAUUUCAGCUUCUCCCUUCAAUCCGCUCCCUCUUCUUGUAACCGCCACCCACCACAACGCCUGUAAGCUCUCUCUCUUCCUCACGUUGUCUCUCUCUAACUCUCGGUUAAACUCUCUCCCGUACCCUCAUCCGCUUCUCUGCACCGCCAUGUCGCAGUGACUGCCUCCGCCAGGGCUUCACGCCUCCCUGACCGUAGUACCGAGCCCCUGCAUCGAGCGCCAUCCCCCGCGUUCCGCUCCUUCGAUUCCAAUCUCAAGCCGCCGUCUUGCUGUGCCACCGCGUGGCUGCGGCCACCCUCCCCACACCGUCAGCCUGUGCUUCGUCGGCAGAUCGGGGCUUGUUGCCCCUCUUUGUGCUGUCGUAGUCCAGCUCCUCGCCUCCAGCCUUCACGGCCAGACCACUCGGCUUCACCUCAGACCACGGCAAACACCCAUGCCAUCACUUACAAAAGCCCCCACCCGCUGCUAACCUCCGUCGCACACAGCAUCCCCUGUUUUCGCAGCAAUCCAGCAGCAUCUUCGCAUCUGACGGUUAAUCUUGUUGGUCAAAAUCAUAGAGAGCAAUUAUUCUGGUCUGUUCAAAAUACUCAAGAGGAUCUGGGCGUUGGUACUCUGAACUAAACAUGCUUGUGUCAUGCUUAGGAUGGGAAGUAUAUUCCAGUUUACCGCAAGAGAUUAGAAGACCGUUUCAAAUACGUUGCAAUUGGAGCCCCAAUUUUCUUCUUCCAUUUUGAGUUUAAUACGAAGACAUUGGAGCUUUUCACGCGUUUAAUUGUAUAAGCCUCACCACUGCAUAAACAAUGCUUUCUGGACUCAAGUUCAUUCCCCGCGACAAGAUUGAAAGAGCACAAAAUGAUGACUCGGAUAAUUCUUUAAAAGAGAAGAAAAAAUCCACUAGCAGAAAGGCAAAAGAUGGGAUGAAAACGAAGAGUUCUAGGUACAGUAGUUCAGAUGAUGAGGACAUCCAGAGAAUUAAGAAACGGUCUAGCAAGAAGAAGUGGUACUCAUCAGAUGAGUAUUCCUCGGGUGAAAGUGCUGGCAAUUCUGAUGAAGAAGAAAAUAAUGGUCGGGAUAAGAGGAAGAGUAGGAGUAAGGGUAAGCGAGGUAAGGGUGAAAUUUUGGGGGAUGAUAGUGAUAGGUCAAAGAAGAAAUCAAGACAUAGGGAAGAUAGAAGGAGAAAGAGCAAGGAUAGAGGGGAUCGAGAGGAUAUCACUGCAGAAGACUUGUCUGAAAGUGAUGAAGGAACUACUCAUUCCAUGAAGGAGAUGGAAAUUGUGAGAAAAGAAAUGGGAUUAGAAUGGAUGCUUCGACCUGCUGAAAGGAGGGUCGAAAGGCCUGUGGUGACUGUUGACAACCACUCGGAAGAAACUCCCACUGAGGAGAUAAAUAAGGUGCAUCCCAAGGAAUUGAAUCCUUAUUUGAAGGAUAAUGGUAGUGGUUAUCCAGAAGAUAUUAACAGGAGCAAAACUAGUGGUGACCAACUUUUAUCUUCUGUUGUUGGAGAUGGAGGUGCAAGCUGGAGACUGAAAGCCUUGAAGCGUGCACAAGAACAAGCAGCCCGAGAAGGGCGAAGGCUUGAGGAAGUUGUCGAAGAAAGGUGGGAUUCUCUUGGUCAACUGGCUGUUUCUGUAGCAUCUCGUUCAGCUGCCCCAUCUCGAGCUCAUCUACGUGCCAUAAAUGAUAGAAAGAGAGGGGAACAGCGAACAGGUUCAGACAAUCAAAGUGAGACAGUUACCAAAAAGGGGCAUGACAGGCAUGACUUGAAGGAUGUACCUUUCCAGCAUCAUAAAAUGAGGGAGCCUAAAGUUCGAGAUUCUUUAUCGUGGGGAAGGCGGAAGAAUCAAAAUAUGUCUUCCAAGGAUGCUGGCCUUAUAUCUUCUGCAGUAUCUAGCUUAAAUAGAUUUGCCAAUGAUGGAAGCUUUAUACACAGUGCUCUUCGACAGCAGAAUAACGAUCCUGUUGGUUCUGUUGAGGGAAACAUGGAGAUGGAAUUUGCUUCAUCUCAAAUGAAGCAAUCUGGUGAAGGCAUUGGAGUGGCUAAUGAUGCAUUGAGUGCAAACCAGUUGGCAGCCAAGGCGAUUCAGCUUCGUAUGAAAGGAAAGCAUGAAGAAGCCGAUAAACUUUUGCAAGAAGCAGAGGAGAUAAAGGCAAAGCAGGGUGCUGGUGAUAAUUCAAUUAGACUGCAGAAUGAAGGAAACUCAAGCAGAUAUAUUAUGCAGGAUAGAUCUGUUCGACGAAAGAAGGAUGAGGAUGAUGCUGAUAUGCAUCUAGCUCGAAACAUAAUGCAUAACAAACAGUUUACUACGUAUGGUCAGGCAGAUGAUGAAUAUGAUUUUGACGAUGGCCCUAGCAGAAAGGCUCAGAAGAAGGGUGGAGGUAAUGAGCAAAAGGUCACCCAGAAGAAUAUGAGACUGUUAACUCAACAAGAGAGGUGCCUUUUUUGCUUUGAGAAUCCAAAGGCGCCGAAACAUCUUAUUGUGUCAAUUGCACAAUUCACAUACUUGAUGUUGCCACAUUGGCAGCCUAUAGUGCCUGGUCAUUGCUGCAUUGUACCACUGCAGCAUGAAUCGGCCACAAGAAUUGUGGAGGAUAAUGUGUGGGAAGAAAUUCGCAACUUCAAGAAAUGCCUUAUUAUGAUGUUUGCAAAGCAAGAGAAGGAUGUGGUGUUUCUUGAAACAGUGAUGAGCUUGGCACAACAACGUCGCCAUUGUUUGAUUGAGUGUAUACCUUUGCCCCGAGAAAUCGCCCAACAGGCUCCUUUAUAUUUUAAAAAGGCAAUUGAUGAAGCCGAGGAUGAAUGGAGCCAACAUAAUGCAAAGAAGCUCAUUGAUACAAGCCAAAAGGGGUUGCGUGGUUCAAUUCCCAAAAACUUUCCAUACUUCCAUGUUGAGUUUGGUCUAUAUAAGGGAUUUGUCCAUGUAAUAGAUGACGAGAAACAGUUUAAGAGCAGCCUCGGCCUUAAUGUCAUAAGAGGCAUGCUACAGUUGCCGGAGGAAGACAUGCAUCGUCGCCGAAGGUAUGAAUCCAUUGAAGUUCAAAGAGAAGCAGUUAAAAGCUUUGUCCGAGACUGGGAACCUUUUGAUUGGACAAAACAGCUUCGGCAGGCAUCGUGACACUGUCGAAGCCUGCAGUUAGAUCUCAUUGCUUGCAGCUGCAUCUUUCAUUCAGCAUAUUUAACGGAUGCAGGAAUCAGGAUGCUACUAGCACAAAAGACACCCUUUUCCACAGGAAUAUCCUAUAUUUUAACACAUUGAUCUGGAACUGUCUGUGCAGGACGUGCGCUGUGUUCGUGUGAGAGAGAGAGAGAGAGAGAGAGAGGUGCAAAUUUGUAGAUUUCUUCUAUUAUUAUGUGAGCACUAAGCCGGAACAAAACUUGCCUGUCUACUUAACAGAAAGUAUAUUUGCUUA